This is a messenger RNA of Spodoptera frugiperda (fall armyworm), 3918 nucleotides long. It is a transcript of the gene drn, whose product is annotated as AN1-type zinc finger protein 6. NCBI's taxonomy places the organism in Eukaryota, Metazoa, Arthropoda, Insecta, Lepidoptera, Noctuidae. Bases 1563 to 2285 code for a protein of 240 amino acids. The record is from RefSeq and is a predicted model, not a curated record. Gene Ontology annotation, molecular function: DNA binding; zinc ion binding. The transcript has 3 exons.
UUUCAUUCAUCUUUCGCUGCUUCCAUUAGUCUUUGCAAAAAAUUCCUAGGGACAUCAACUUGACGCAUCUAUAUCAGUUCCAAUAACUUGGCCAUAAUAAUUGGCCCAAAUAAACGUACUUACUGAGUCAUGUAUUCCGCUAAAUUUUGUUCGUAAUCGUAAAUAUGUGAAUAAAAGUACUCAUUUAAAGCUUUAUCAUUCUUAUAUCAACAUAAAUAACAAUUAAUGAAGAUAUUGUGAACCUUAUGAUAGAAUGUUUAAAUGUCAUUGUUUGGUAAUGAGGUCAUCAAUAUUUGUAAUCUUGAAUUACAAUUAUUUUCCCAAUUAUAAAGUAAUGUCUGGUAGACGCUGCAAUAUAAAGCAUUAGCCAUAUAUUACAUAUCUUACCAUGAACUAUGUUAUACAAUAACAUUAAUUUAAUGCUACACUUUAUAUGGUGGUGUUGGAUUUUUGUUCCAAUUGCAUAACAGGUAAGAUUGUUAACAUUCAUUAUUUCCUGUUUGUGUACGUAAAUAUCGCUUUUGUUGCAAAUGAAAUCUUCUCAAACUUCACUAGAGAAUUGGAGAUUGUUUGUUUUUGAUAGUGGCGCAAAAUUACAUUUUACUGAUAAGUUUCUUUAUGAUACAGCGGUAGAAAAACAAAACGACGAAAUAUAUGUGCUGAUAUCAUUCCAGUCGUAUUGAUAGCGUCUAAGCUACGUAUAGUUGUGAUGAUAUCAGUGUAAUGAUUCAACAAGUAAAAAGAAACAUGAAAUGGCAAAUAAAAUGAUUCGCCAUUUUGAGAUGUGGCACUUGAUUUUAUUUAGAAUAAAGUGGAGUGAUUGCGGUUAGCACAUAACUGUAGCCCGUCAGAUUAUGUUAUCAAGCUGGCGAGUGUCACUGCAAUAACACGUGUACAUUGUGUAACGCGUCGGUGCUCUAUGGAAUAGUUCGUGUGACGCCACGCAAAUGCAGUCGAUACUAAACUAGAGCAAAUCUUAGAGUUAAUUCCUUUAACAAUCACUUGUAUUCGUAUGUGGUCAAAUACAUAAAAGUACCUUUAUCGACUGCUUACUCAUUAGUGGGAUGAACCUAUGAUAUAUUAACCUUAUUGGCGUGCCUCUAUGUAAAAACUGUUUGCUCAAGAACCAAAAACCACUGGCAGCUGUACUUAUUUUUAAAACAAAAACUUACGUCGUGUUGACAUUGCAUUAACGGCAGGAAAACCAAAAAAUAUUGCUUUGACUCAGUUAUACACAGACAUUUUGUUUAUAUUUGAUAGUUUUUUUUACAAAAGCAGUUGUUUGUUGUUUCGUAGCUUUUAAAAUGUAACAUUUUUGAUAUGUUUAGUCCCUCGAGUCAUUGACUUGAGAUGAGGGGCACCUUUACAUCGUAACUGGUAAAGUGGUUAUUGCUCCGAACGAUUAAACUACGUAGAGAUAAUAACAUUUAAUUCAUAUCUUUGUUAUUUGAAAUAAAACAAAAAUAGCCAUAAAAAUUCCUAAGCGUUAAAUCUGGUGUUCUCUCAACAAUGGUGAUUUGUAGUCAAAAUGCACAACCUGAAGUCUACAAAAAAUCUGAAUAAUGGAAAAUGACCCUAGUAAAAAAGAGUCGAAGGGGAAGAGGAUAUUCAAAAAAGCAAUUCGCCGCAUCAGUAAAUCUAACAAUAGCAGCCAGAACUCUGCCUUAGAGCAAGGGAUCAGCGUGUCACGAUCCAAGAGCUUCGAGAAUAAAGGUCUCUCCAUCGAAGUCAAUGACAGUGCGCCUCUGCCCACACCCGACGGCACCAAGGAGAAACCAGAUGCCAGUCAGAAGAUAAAGCUUGAUGACCGCACCCAGAAUGAGCCACCUCAGGAUCCAAUCGCAGACGCAGGCAAGGCCAAAAUAGUGGGCAUACAGGAGUAUAAAGAGGCUCCUUCUGUAUCUAACAAGGGCAUAAAAAUAUCAUCUCCGAAGCUCGAGAUUAAAGAACAGCGCCCUACUGAGGCAGAAGGCGGAAAAAAGAAUCUCAAAAGGAAAUUGGAAGAGGAGAGUGGAGCAGGCACAAGCGGGGCGAGCACUGGCACGUCGGACACCGAUGCCGACGACAAGGAUCCUAGCAAGGACAAAAAGAAAAAGAAUAGAUGCGCCGUUUGCCGCAAGAAGGUUGGCCUCACAGGGUUCGAGUGCCGCUGCGGAGGGCUGUUCUGCGCCGUGCACCGGUACAGCGACAAGCACGAGUGCUCGUUCGACUACCGGGAGCUGGGCGCGCAGGAGAUCCGCCGCAACAACCCCGUGGUGGUGUCGCAGAAGAUACACAAGAUAUGAGCCCCUCCGCCUGUCCUAGGACUACACCCUCACCGCACCGCAUUACAUACGUUUUAUGAUUUUCUCUAAAUAAAUAUUCGAUCGAGUUUGUGUUUCUUAUUUGCAUUUUGUAUGUAUUUUCGACUGCAGGUCGACGACGUCGUGCCGUCGUUCGUUCUCUUUGUUUCGUUUCUUUUAUUUGACGAGAGCUCCUUUGCCUCGCGACUGACACCGUUAUUCGGACGAAUGCGACAGCGUAGGAAACACAGACUCGAUCUACUGUAUUUAGAUUUAUUUGUGGCGAGAGUUUUACUUUUAAAUUUUUAUUAAAAGUUGUAGAUAAUGUUCGUUUCGGGUAGGAAUUCAGGAUUAAUUUUUGAGAUAAUAAGUAGAGUUUGAAUAUUGUCCGUUCACCUCCAUUGUAAAUAUUAGAUAUAAUUAAUUAUAGAAACAAAUCCUAUAUAUUGUAAAAAAUUAAAACUCCCAAAAAAACCUACAUUGUUAUGAUUCCAACGGAGAGCGUAGCGCGCUUGACCAUAUCGACGUAACAAUGGUAGUCGGAGCCGACUCAGCCGACCGCGGCCGAGCUCGUCUCUCCGUCGAUCGCCUAGUUGUACAUUGUAAGGAGUUCGCUGCCGCCGACUUGACUCGUGUUUGUGACAAACAUUCGGACCGUGAUAGAGUAGCGAACCUCCGCAGGCCGCAUCUGUGCUAGACAACGAUUAGUUCGCGACUGCACCGCGCCGACUCGGACUGUGAAUUAACAUCAUCUUCAAAUUGUUAGUAAUGUUAUUUUGGUUUGGGAAGUCGUCGCUUUCUUAUUUGUCUUAACAUUCGGCAUAAGUGACUAGAGUUUAGCGAGAUUGUGGUGUGUAUCGGCUAAGUGAGCGCGACGGCUGCGGGCGGCCGGCCCCGGGUGUCCGAUGCCCGCGUGCGCCAUGUUGUCAGCGCCAUGUUGCCAGUAUCUGUUACAUAUACGCCAGCCGCUCCCACGCCGCUCCGCUCUUUGUGUGAAAUUUUAAGUAAGCUACGGAUAGUUAUAAAAUAUUAUAAGUAGUCGACACUUUAUAUUAUUACACAUAUAAGUAGAAAAAGAAUUAUUUAGCUUUUUUCUUUUAAUCACAAUAUUAUUCAAAAUUGUAAGUUGUAUUAUGUAACUUGUUCAUUUAGUGGUGAAGUUGAAUCAAUAAUACCUAUGUAUCGCUUCGGUCGUUGUCCACAGUAGACUAACUGAUUGGUUGGACUUAAUUAUUUAAUGACUUUUGUUGUAUAUUUUGUUAGGUCAUUGAUUAAUUUUGGUCUUUUCGCUUGAACAUAAUCAGAUAAAGAUGAUGUUAAUGAAUGAUUUUCCUUCUACCUUGCUGUUUUAAUUUAGUUAUUCUCUUAUUAAAGUCAUUAAAUUUUCAGGAACAUAUGUAUGUUUUUAUUUCAAUUAACCCACUAAAGUUAACUUUCACAUUGAUAACACAAGUUUCUUUAUUUGAAAGUUUAAUCAUUACUGAAAAGGAGCCCGUUAUAUCCUAAUAUGACUGUUGACAAAGUAUAUUACUGUAUGCGCCACAUUACGGCGAGGCGAUCAACCUCUUAUUAUUCUCCAAGGAAAAAAAUGUUAAUAUUGUUGAUUGCACCAAAUAUACGUUUGCUAAUAAAUUCA